This is a messenger RNA of Anisakis simplex (herring worm), 1470 nucleotides long. The record is from the annotation of a GenBank genome assembly. NCBI's taxonomy places the organism in Eukaryota, Metazoa, Nematoda, Chromadorea, Rhabditida, Anisakidae.
AUGCUUGCCCCUUCAUCGGCCCUUACCCUUGCAAAUACUAGUAAUGCCGUCGGGGUGAUCGCUACCUCGGGCCCGCUCUCCUCCACUUCUUCAACUGCCUCUUCUGAAUCGGACUCGGCCGCAACUUCGACUGUAACUGAUGAGGUGUUACUUUUUAUUGCUCAAAUUGUUUGUUUCAUCAAUCUUUCAUAUGUUGCAAAAAUAACGAUUUUAGCACCAGCUAAAGUCGUACUCUGCAAGGUUUGCGGAGACAAAUCAUCGGGAGUUCAUUACGGUGUGAUUACCUGUGAAGGAUGCAAGGGAUUUUUUCGACGUAGUCAAUCAGCGAUAGUCAAUUAUCACUGUACACGUGGGCAAACGUGUACAAUCGAUCGAGUGAAUCGUAAUAAAUGUCAAUUUUGUCGACUAAAAAAAUGUCUCGAAUUGGGUAUGAGUCGAGAUUCGGUGAAAUUUGGUCGAUUACAAAAGAAGCAACGUGAUAAGCAGCAAAUGCGCUCUUUAAUUGAAACGAAUCAGUCGUCGUCGUUAUGUGUUCCAACAACCUAUGAGGGUUAUUCACCGAGAGUAUCACCAUCAGUAUCGAACAGCAUACACGAGAAUGUCUUUAAUGUUGAUUACGCAAACAAAACUGAUUAUGUUGCUGAAGCAGCCGUUGCACCAAUCAAUUAUUCGAUUAAGCAGGAAACCAUUUAUGAACAUCCGCAGCAGGCAACGGUACCGUCUCAAGAGUCAACCUAUUUGAGUGCCCAACAAGAGAUGGUAUCACAAGAUGAAGUGUUUGCGGCACAAAUUAAAUCUGAAUUCGAAUCUGCACAUGCCGCAUCAUUAUGGCUAAAAAACAAUUCGAAAGUAUUGGACGACGAAUUCGAGCGUUCUUUCAAAAAUAUGGAUCGAAUUGGUUGCUGGAAUUUCUUUGCAACAGAAAUGUCGACAAUGAUUGAGAAUAUGUGUCGAUUUGUGAAAUUCUUUGAAGAGUUCAAUCAAUUGGAUGAAAAGACACGCAUUUGCGUGCUGAAAGAAAACGUCUUCGAGAUGUGUCUUGUUACGGCAUCGUUGUUCUACGAUUCCAAAUCGCAAACCAUCGCAUUAAGUGGUCAUAAAUUUCAUAUAUCUCUUUUUUCAACCGCUACACAACCCUCCAUACUUACGUUCAUUGGUCUGGUGCAUGGUUGUUUACAUGACCUAGCGCAGUUUCAAUUAUCAACUGUUGAAGUUGCUCUAUUUUCUGCAUGGAUUCUUCUGCAAGGCACUCCAAGUGCAAAUUAUUUAGUGCAACGUUUGAAGGGAUGUUUACAUCGUCAGUUUUACUACAAGAUGGUGCAUCCAGAAGAGGCCCUACAGCGUCUCUUAGAUUCACUGCAAACACUUCGCCUCGUUGCUCGUCAUCAUAAACAGCUACUAACACAGUUUUUCGAUUCAGAACCUGACGCGAAAUUGCAACCUCUUUAUAUGGAAGUUUUCAAAUCGUGA